AUGCCCCUGCAGGUGAGGGAUUACAGCUGGCAGCAGACGAAGACUGCGGUCUUUAUCUCUGUGCCCCUCCGGGGUGUCUGCAUUAGAGAAGCGGACGUGUUCUGCACGGAAAACUAUCUGAAGGUCAACUUUGCUCCAUUUUUAUUUGAGGUGUUUCUCUAUGCUCCCAUAGACGACGAGAACAGCAAAGCCAAGAUUGGAAAUGACACUAUUGUUUUCACCUUACAUAAAAAAGAAGCGGUCAUGUGGGAGACCCUUUCUGUGUCAGGUGUUGACAAAGAAAUGAUGCAAAAAAUAAGGGAGAAAUCUGUUUUACAAGCACAAGAAAAAGCAAAAGAAGCUAUAGAAGCAAAAGCUGCAACAAGGCGUGAAGAUCAAAAAUAUGCACUAAAUGUCAUGAUGAAGAUUGAAGAAGAAGAGAGGAAAAAAAUAGAAUGUAUGAAAGAAAAUGAACGGAUAAAAGCAACUAAAGAAUUGGAAGCAUGGAAAACAUGUCAAAGAAAAGCUGAAGAACAAAAAAGAAUUCAGAGAAAAGAGAAGUUACAUCAACAAGAAAGGCCAAUUGAAGAAGAAAAGAAAAAAUUAAAACAUAAAAGUCUUACCGGAAAUUCAACAUCUAGAAAUAUUGCCACGAAAGGGAGAAACUCAGAAAAUAUAUUUUCUGAGAAGUUAAAAGAAGACAGUAUUCCUGCUCCUCGCUCUGUUGGCAGUAUUAAAAUCAACUUUACCCCUCGAGCAUUCCCAACUGCUCUCCGGGAAUCACAAGUAGCAGAAGAAGAGGAGUGGCUGCACAAACAAGCAGAGGCAAGGAGAGCAAUGAAUACUGAUAUUCCUGAACUUAGGGACUUAAAAGAGGAAGAAAAGAACCCAGAAUGGUUGAAGGAUAAAGGAAACAAGUUGUUUGCAACAGAAAACUAUUUGGCAGCUAUUAAUGCAUACAACUUAGCCAUAAGACUGAAUAAUAAGAUUCCACUAUUAUAUCUGAAUCGGGCUGCUUGCCAUCUAAAACUAAAAAACUUACACAAGGCCAUUGAAGAUUCUUCUAAGGCACUAGAAUUAUUGACACCACCUGUUGCAGACAAUGCUAGUGCAAGAAUGAAGGCGCAUGUGCGACGUGGAACAGCAUUCUGUCAACUAGAAUUGUAUAUAGAAGGCCUACAGGAUUAUGAAGCUGCACUUAAGAUUGAUCCAUCCAACCAAGUUGUACAAAAUGAUGCUGAGAAGAUUCGGAAUAUAAUUCAAGGAACAGAACUAAAAUCUUAAUGACUGCUAGAAGCAGCUAGGUAUUAUAAUGAGUAUUGUUUUAAGUUUUUCAAAGAUAACUGGAGGUAUUGGGAAUCUUUGUAUAUAUUAUGGCUGAUUGUGCAGAAUCACUUUAUUUUAGUGCACUAGUUCUGUAGAGGGAAAAUAGUAUAAAUCUAUAGGAAAUGAUAUGUUUGAGUUGAAUGGCUUCUGAAUAAGUAAAUCAAAAUAAGAAUAAUCUUAUUUAGUUCUUUGCCUCUUUAUAUUAAUAUAUAAUUUAAUUACAUAUUUUUGUUACAAAAUUCAGCUUGCCUGAUAACUAACAAAAUACUUGUUGGUGGUGAUUACCAGGACACUUCCUGAUUCAUUUUUAACAGGGUAGAAUCUUAAAAUGAAAAGAUUAUAUUUAUAAAGUAUUUUUGUUUGUAUCAAAUAUGCUAUGUAAUUGUCUGAAUGCUUGACCCUGGUAUAAUCAAUACUGAUGUGUUCAUGUAGUUUCCAAGUGCACAGAACUGUUUUUUUUUUUUCUUUAAUGUCUCCACCAUUUGUUGUUUGAAGUUAAAUCAGUUCAAUCUAGUAAAACAACUGUUUGGAAAACCUAAUUUUCAAUUUCAAACACUACCUGAAGAUAAGUUUUCUAGUACCUUCAAGUACACCAGGGGAAAAAAGAGCAAAAGGUGAAAUGUUAACUUAGAAUGUUAUGUUAUUGACAUUGGAUUGCACCAUUUGUGUUGUAUCAGUGUGAUGGUGCAAGCUUUAAGUAAAGACAGUACAGCUUCCCUUUUACUUAUGGUAGUUGUCACAAUUCUCUGAUCAUGUUGUUACCGCAAAGGGGACCUGGCCCUGAGUGGUUCUGCCAAGGCUGCUGGUAGUGUGUGGGUUCUUGACUUCAUGCAGGAAAGAUUUCCCAACGAGAGUUCAAGUGCUUUUAGAGGAUGUUUAUCAAAGCUGGGGACAGAGAAACAAGGAAGGGCCUAGGAUAGAAGAAGCAACAGGUGAGGGACUAGGUGGGGAAAUAAGCCUAGGUUGGGUUGCUUUGGCUCACUGAAAAGUCAGAGAAAAGGGGACCUUGGGGACAGGAUCAGGGGGUUUACCUGGAAUGAGGAGUGGCUGCCCACUGCUCCCUGGUUGCAAGCCUCAUGGGGGUCCUUUAGAGUUUAGGAGAUGCAGGCCUGUCAGGGAAAGAAGAGGGGCAAGGGGCAAAGGAAAGGCACAGUGUGCUCCUUGGAGGGAGAGUGUGCCUCUGGGACCUUCCUUUGGAGGGUUUUAAAGGCUGAGUGUUUAUGGGAGGUCUUGGGGAGGAUCUCAGUAGAAUAUUCAUCAGCUUUAUGCUGAUGUACCAAAUGAGAUUUAUUCCCUUAACUUCAUCUGGCCUUGGGUGUGGUUGGCAAAUAGCACUAAUUGGGUUUCUGCUAUCUACCACCCAUAGUAGGGUGAUUUAACCUAUUUACCCUCUGGUUGGGGAGAAGCAUAAACCAUUUACUCUUAAGGGUCCUUGGUUACAGAAGAUAGGAUUUAGGGAUUUACUAGAUGGCCUUUAAAUUACUUGGCCUUUAUCUGUCUCAGUUUCCCUCUUCCACUUGUCCUGGCUUACUAGCCUGUUGUACAAUAUUUAGAUGAUUUUUAGGAAAAAAAAACUUGGAAAAGUUUUUAUAGUAUUUGGUCAUCUGAUGUCAUUCAAGUGGAUUAUAAAACAGCCUUGUUUUUUUUUAAGGCAAUGUUUUUAUGAAUGUAUAAGAGAUCCUAGAUCAGCAAUCUUGAAGUUUUAAUUCUUUGAAGCAACUUUCUGUCCAGUUAGUCCUGAUAAUCAAUCCUUAUUCUCUGUCCAGUUUUUCCUUAUAAUCAAUCCUGGUUUGUUUGUUUGCUUGUUUUUAUUGUUAAAAAUAAAUGAAGCAAAAUAAAGGUAGGUCUUCCUGUGUGUCAAACACCAUUUUGACAUUCAAAAUAUGUUGACCAACAUAGUUUUUCCUCUGGCUCUUCCUAUUACCAUCCCAAUCAGAAAACAAAAGGUUCCUAUUAGCUGGAGGAAGUAGAAGGGAAAGUCUUCAAUAGUUAUUUAU
This is a messenger RNA of Phyllostomus hastatus (greater spear-nosed bat), 3302 nucleotides long. It is a transcript of the gene DNAAF4, whose product is annotated as dynein axonemal assembly factor 4. The record is from RefSeq and is a predicted model, not a curated record. Gene Ontology annotation, biological process: cilium movement; inner dynein arm assembly; outer dynein arm assembly. Gene Ontology annotation, molecular function: nuclear estrogen receptor binding. Lineage: Eukaryota; Metazoa; Chordata; Mammalia; Chiroptera; Phyllostomidae. The transcript is spliced from 9 exons. Bases 1 to 1263 code for a protein of 420 amino acids.